CCGCCCUCCAUGGCCGCUAUCAACACGCUCAAGAUCGACCCUCCCCUCGUCAAUACUGCCUGCGCGUGGGUGUCCGAGUACGAGCAGCUCAAGGCCUGCUUUGAGUGCCCAUAUACUGGGGCUGUCACGACGCGUACAGCUGCUGGUGUCGAUGAGGGCUACCCCCGUCUUGCCGGCGUGCAUGGGGUUGCCUUCAGCAAGACCUCGAUCACUAGCAUCAACACCUACGCGUACUCCCCACACCCCCUUUCCGCCUACCUCUCCUGGAUAAAGCAGAUCCUUGAUGAGCAUCCCACUUCCACCAAGCCCUUCAUCGUCUCCGUCACCACCACCGAGCCCGCCGUCCUACGCGCCAUGAUCAACGCGAUUCAGGCGUUCCGCACCACCCUCCCCGACCCCGCGCGAAUCGCGAUCGAGCUCAACACGUCCUGUCCGAACGUCAAAGCAGGCGCACCACCGGCCUACCACUUCCCUACCUGCCGAAGUGCGGAGGAGUACCUCGCAUCGCCGCUGGGGCAGCUCAUCGCCAUCUUUGCGGACGCGCGCAAGGCUGAUCCGGGGCUGACAGUGGGCCUCAAGCUUCCUCCAUACGUCCACGCAGGCCAGUUCUCAGCAUUCCUUGACGGUUUGGCGCUGUUCACGAUUGAUGGCACUCAGCCCCCCGUGUCGUUCUUCACAUGCACGAACACGUUGGGGAACACUCUCAUGCCCGCGAGCAUGCUCGAAGGCUGGCAGGGCGAAGGGAUGGAAGGAAAAGACAUGUUGGGUGGCGCUGGUGGCGAAGCGAUACACGCGCUGGCUCUGGGGAAUGUCGCAGCGUUCGCAAGGCUGCUGACUGAGAGGGACGUCUUGCGAGAGAUCAAGAUCAUUGGGGCAGGUGGGGUGACGACACCGGACGCGGUCAAACGAAUGCACGAUGCUGGUGCGACGGUCGUUGGAUCUGCAACUCUGUUCGGGAAGCUGGGUCCGGAUGCAGCGUUCGCGCUUCUGAGCGGCAGGUAGUUGGCGAAAGUGUAUAUCGUGCACAGUGUCUCAUCAUGCACUUUCGUUGUGAAUGAUAGCUUGCGAUGUUCUGCUUGGUA
Molecule: messenger RNA, 1082 nt
Organism: Schizophyllum commune H4-8
Lineage: Eukaryota; Fungi; Basidiomycota; Agaricomycetes; Agaricales; Schizophyllaceae
Product: FMN-linked oxidoreductase
Exons: 2
Coding region: 10-1002 (330 amino acids)
Biological process (GO): 'de novo' pyrimidine nucleobase biosynthetic process
Cellular component (GO): cytoplasm
Molecular function (GO): dihydroorotate dehydrogenase activity
Source: RefSeq, a predicted model, not a curated record